CGUCGACCGAGUCGAAAUGAAAGCGGGGAAGCGGCAGCCGCGGCGGCAGCGUUCAUCCUGAAAAGCCCGGCAAAAACGCGAUUUUUGAAUUCUCGCAGAUUCGCGCCAUAUUACCGGAUAAUUAACGUCCUCCCGAAUUCGCAGGUGUUUUGUUUUACGACGCGGAAUAAAUCAGCGGGUCAUUAUCAAAUAAUAAAGUCACAUGUCGCCUCCUUACAGAUAAUGACUAAUUGUUAGCGCAAAUUUGGUGAGACGAAAAGUGCCGGUUUUAGGACGACACCGAUGUAAAACCGUAUUUCUACGCUUGGUGUUUUGGUGAUUUGGUGAUCCGGCCGCAGCUCCGAGGAUGUGGCCCAUACUAUCCUUCACCCUGGCCACGAUGGUCUUGAUGGCGAUAUCGGUGGUCAGAUCGGAAAACAAUUCGGCCGCUCUCUGUCCCGGAAGUGCAGACAAAGGCCCGUGUAACCGGAACAUCUACAAGUGGGCGUUCGACCACAACAGGAAAGAAUGUUCUACUUUCGUGUGGGGAGGUUGUGGUGGUAAUGAUAAAAAUAGGUUCGACAGCGAGAAGCAGUGUAUCCAAAAGUGUUUCCACGUGGCCAGGAAUCAAAUCACGCUCGUGAACGGAACCAGCGUACCCAAAGACCAAAGGGGUCCGAAACUGACGUUCCAGGAAACGGGAAAGGACAAUACGUUCAUGUUCGCCCAGUCCAAUACGUUCAUACAAAUCGACGGUGACAUAAUCCAGACGUUUCAGUUGAGAUUAUGUAGACAAAUUUCGUUUCAAUUUCGAACGCGGCUACCCCACGGCCUCCUGGUCUAUCACAACGUCAAAGUGCCCACCGGCAUUUCCCUCCAGCCUUACGCCCUCUACGUCAUCGUCCAGCAAGGUCAACUGAAGGUCGUGCACGUGUACGGAAAGCACUCCACCGCGCUUACCGUCGGCAGGGGGUUGAAUAAAGACCAAUGGCAUUCUGUAACGGUUAGAAUCGAUGUGCACGCCGCCAAACUCACGGCGAUGGUCGACGACCUCAAGGAGGAAACCGACCUGAAGGGGUUGGACACGGAGAAUAACUACGGAGUUACGGCAAACGUUACUUCGGUUAUUCUCGUGGGAGGUCUAAGUUCCGAGGAACGUCUACACGGCGUCAAAUACAUCAUCGAGUCGUUCGUCGGUUGUAUCAGAGACGUGAUUCUGAGCACUGGCAAGUCUGCUUCGGAUUUGCUGCAAAUCUCUCCCCUGAUUGCCACCAAGCACGAGAACGUCCAGGAAGGUUGCGUAGAUAGGUGCGCCGAAAACCUUUGCUUCAAGGGUUCUAGGUGUGUGAACCAUUACAACUCUGCCACGUGUGAUUGCUUCGGCACCAACUACGAAGGCGAAUACUGUGAUAUUUAUACUGCCACGAUCUUGACACUCCGAGGAUCCUCCUACGUCUCGUAUAGAGUCUACGACUGGAAAGACCGCGUCCAUUCCUCCCUGACACGCUUCUCGGUCAUGUUCAAAACCAGAUUCGACGAUUCGGCUUUGCUGUACGCCGCUGGCGGCGAACACGGCAUUGACCAUUACAUCGCCGCCUCCAUAUACAACAACUCCGUUUACGUGGUAAUGGAUUUCGGCGAAGACCCCAUCACGGUUCGUCUGGGACUCACCCCGGACUUCAAGCUGCAUCAGUGGAACAAUUUGACCAUCUUCCACGAGCACGACAAAGUCCAUCUGGUACUGAACGACGAAUUCAAGACGAUCAACAUCAGCGGCAAUCCGCUGCUUUACAUCGACCCGGAGAUCUACAUCGGCGGUGGGCCGGAGUUGCAGAAGAAAACCGGCUUGAAGUCGAAAAACAACUUCGUGGGGUCGUUGAAGUACGUCUUCUACAACGACAUAUCCAUCAUCUACGAGCUGAACAAGAACAAUCCCAAAGUGCACUACAUCGGGAUUCUAAGACCAGAGUUCUACGAAGCAGACGUUCAGAUCAUACCGAUCACGUUCCCCUUCUCCGCUUCUCACAUCUGGUGGCACAACAACCACACCGAUAUACUGUCCUUGUCGUUCCACUUCAAGGCCAGCAGUAACUUGAGCGUGCUCGCGUCCAGCGAGGCCCAGACCGGCCUCUACUGGGAGGUGAGGGUGGUGAACGACGAAGUGAGGUUCGAGCUUUCCGACGGCAUCAAAAAUACGUCGCACCUGAUCAGCGUGAAGAAGACGCCCGGCAUCUGGCACUACUUGAACUUAUCAUACGCGAACGGUGAGGUGAACGUGACGGUGGACAGUCGUGAGAAAACGGAUAAGAUCGGCAAUCUGACGUUCGCGAUCGGUGAUAAAAUCAAAGUGGCGGCCGGAUCCAGAUCGAAUUCGGGGUUUUUGGGGUGUAUGCGUGAUAUCGCGGUGAACGGGGCUCGGUUAGAGCCCAGAAGCGUGCUCCAAACCGAAAGGGUAGUGGGUGAGGUGACGUUGGACGAUUGUCGGUUCGUGGACGCGUGCUUGAGGCCGAACACCUGCGAACACGGCGGUAAAUGUUCGGUGAAGGAGGACAGGCUCACGUGCGACUGCACGAAUACCGGCUACAUCGGGACGAACUGUCAUUUCGCGUUGUACAGGAAGACGUGCGAGGAGUUGGCGCUGUUAGGGUAUACCAAGCCCGAUGUCUAUCUUAUCGAUAUCGACGGUAACGGGAGAUUCCCACCAGCACACGUUCGAUGCGAAUUUCAGAGUAUCGAAGAGUCCACUAAGACCAUCGUCGAACACAACCUCCCCAGUCAGAUAGACGUGCGAUCUCCUUCGGAGAAAGAUUUUAGUUUCAGCAUUAAAUACAGAGAAUUUAACGCCGACAUGCUACAAGAACUCGUUUCCCACUCCUUGAACUGUAGCCAAUACAUUAAAUACGAUUGCCUCAAAGCUCCUCUCGAGUUGCAUUCGGCGACUUGGUUCAUAAGCUCCGCCAAUCAGACGGUCGACUUUAUAGGCGACGUCAAAAGGGGUACGUGCCCUUGUUCCGUAGGAAGGAAAUGCGAGAAUCCUCAGCAGUGGUGUAACUGUGACGACAUUAACGACGACAAAUGGAACACCGAUGAAGGAUAUUACACCACCGGAGAUAGUUUGGGUAUCACCGAGAUGGUGUUCCUGCAGCAGCCGGACCUGACCGAGGACGCCUUAGGAAGGAUUACCCUGGGACCACUCGAAUGUGUCGAAACGAAUACACAACGGUAUGUCGUGACUUUCACGACGAGCCAGUCGUACAUCGAAGUGCCAGGGUGGAGAAAGGGCGACCUGGCGUUUUCGUUCAGGACCACCGGAAAGAAGGCGAUAUUGUUGUAUCAGCCUCCAAUCAGGCCCAACUAUCCGAGCUUUAUGGUGGCUCUGACUAGCGACUUUCAGCUGACCUUCAAUUUCACUUUGAACACUGGCGUGUCGAAGGAAUUGGUAAUAGUUUCCGGUCGCCGACUCAACGGAGGUGAAUGGCACAAGCUCUGGAUCGAUUACAACAAGUACCACGUCCGAUUCAUGAUCAACGAAGAUUACCAAAUGGUCGACUUGAAACCGGAGGAGGAAUUCGGCCCGUUUGAGGGUUCCAUGUUUAUCGGUGGCGCACCAUAUGAUCUUCUGGACCCGAAAUCAUCGGUGCAUCAGGGAUUGAUCGGCUGUUUCAGGGGGUUGGUCGUGAACGAAGAAAUUUUAGACAUUUAUAGCUACAUGAGCGUUCACCUCAGCGAAAUCAUCAAGGAUUGCAAGCCAUCGUGCGUUCCCAAUCCUUGUCAAAAUGGCGCCCAAUGUCGGGAGCUUUGGAGCACGUUCGAGUGCGUGUGCCCCAAUCCUUGGGCGUACAAAGGGGAAUUUUGCGAAAUCAACAUAAACACGAACGCGUUAACCUUUACCCAUCCCGAGUCGUAUCUUCAUCGGAAUUAUUUGACCAACGAGACUGGCGACGAGAAAGACGUCAUGAGGAGCAUCUUCGAGGAGAAGAUUCUCCUAAACCUACGAACCUACGAUAAUGUGUCGUUGAUAUUCUACGCCAACGAUCAUCUCAACAAUUUCGUGCACCUGUACAUCGACAACGGAACGCAGGUGGUUUACCUAUUCAAUUACGAAAAUGAAAUUUUCAACGUCACCGUCGAUUAUCCAGAACUGAACACCAGCAAGUCGGUUCAAAUCGCGAUCGAACGGGACGAGAACUCAACGACCGUUCACGUGAACGAUAAAAAUGCCACAGUGCCUAUCGGCGUCAAGUUGCUGGAGAAAUAUUCCAACAAGCCUUGGAUCAACACAGAAAAAGAGGUGUUGGCGCCCCAAAGACCUCCCGCUCCUCCUACAGAAUAUUUCCAAUUGAACCUGGGCGGUUAUGACCCCGAAACCUUAUUAAAAGUGUCCAAGUAUCCCGCCCGUCUUCCCGGUUACGUGGGCUGCUUCAGGGGCCUCCAAAUCGGCGACACUCUAAUCGACUUGCCUCCGAAAAUAAACGUCAGCGAUAAAGGUGUCAUAGCGCAUUGCAACAUGAAGUGCGACGCCGAACCGUGCAAGAACAAGGGGAAGUGUAUCGAAGAUUUCCAGAACCAGGAGCACACGUGCGACUGCGAGCACACCAGCUAUUACGGGGAGUUUUGCAACGAGGAAAAGGGAGCGGAUUUCAACGGGGAAGCGAUCCUCUCCAGGGUAUAUGUGCUCAACGGGACGGUGGACCACGUCAAGAUCCAAGUCGCCUUUUCCAGCGUCGACGUUCGGCAAAAGAGUACCGUGCUUCUGUUGUUACAGACCGAAAACAAUCGAAGCUACUACUUGCUGGUUGGGCUAAGUCUCGAAGGUUACCUGAUAAUCCAGGAGGAUAGAGAGGGAGCCGUUUUUUCGGCUACGGUGAACAAAAAGAGCUUCAUCAACGGCGCGAGACACUCGAUUUACUACAAACGCGAUUUUAACGAAUCGGAAUUGUACGUCGACAGGGAAGUGACCCCCAUGGAGCAAAUUCCUGCUCAGACGUUCACGAACAUUCCGGAACAGGGCGAGAACGAAGUUCAGGUGGGGGGUCAAGAGACCAACGAUCCUCGUUUCGCGAUUUACAAGAAGUUCAGCGGAUGUUUGUCGAACAUCGUCAUCGAGGUGAACGAGCACGUGAUGAAGCCUUUGGAGGAGUAUAUGUUGUUUACGAAAACUGGAGCGGAGAAAGUGAAUGUGUCGAACUCGCAUGGGGUGAGGAGCGCCCAGUGCAGUGCGGAUUUCGAUGUGGUCCACGAGAAGACGGCGGGAACACCAAAUCUGAAUAUCAGCCAGGGGAAGGACAAAACGUGGGUUCAAGACGCUCCCCAACGCAUACUAUACACGUCCAUAUACUCUGCCGAUUCUAUCGAAGAAGACGGCACCAGUCAACUGGUGGUUAUAAUUUUGGCGUCCUUUUUCCUGCUGGUGUUGGUCUGCAUCAUCUACGAUGUGUACCGCACGAAAAAACGAUACAAGCGCAGAAAAGAGUACGAGACUGACGCGAGCAUAUUGCUUUCCAAGCAACAGGCCGCGUUGCUGCUGCAAGACAAUAAUAAACCCCCUGUCGAUCACGACAAUAACCACACCAAACCUCCGGGUUGGAUCCCGUUGGAAAAAUCCAACGGGAAUGUGGUGAACGGUACCAAGGAGGUGGAACCCGCUGAAGAUCCUUCUAAACCUCUCAAGCGAGCUGACAGUCGUCGCGAAAAACAGAAACGGAUAAGUUUCAGAGAUAGUGCAAGCGAAUUGACGUGGGAUACACCCGACGAGACGUCGGAAAUGCUGACUCCGAUGGCGGAGGUAGCGGAAGAGGACGAUGCCGAGGAGGAUGCACCGAAGCCAGUAAGUAACGGGAAUGUCGCGCGCAUGGCUCCUCUGAGCUCUAUAAGCGAAGUGACGCUCUAUAAUCCGGAUAGGAAAUCAUUGAUAAUCCCCAAUGGUGACGACGCUGCACCACCGACCCAAAACGAACUUCGAGAGGAUGGCGAGACGGACGACAUGUCUCGACCAGAAUCGCAAACUCCGGUUUCCGUGGACGAGGCUACGUCCCCAAAACCCCUGACGAUCACCACCAACACCAAGCCAGUAUUAGUUGGGGAACAUUUUAGAAAGUUCGACAACCCGAUCAGUUACCUGGGUGGUCCAAAACUCGCCCCCAGGAAUCGAUGGAGUUUGGACAGCGUGUUGUCCGUGGACUAAAUCGCGUUCGCUUUAAAUUAGAGUAUGAAUGAAUGCAAGUAGUCUGAUCUCCGAUUUAAGAGGAUAUUUUUGUAAAUAAUCAAUUGCCUGCGUUAUUCGAGUAACGAAAAUUUGAGGAGUAUAAUUUAUGGCCAACAGUGAAAGUAAGCACUCUGUAUUUUGUUUACAAAGCGAUAAUAAAGCGAACUUGCGAAGUGAAUGGUACUGAUGACCAUAAAAAACCAAAUUUCUGAAAAAUGGAAAACUUCUACCAAAAGAAAUUUGUUUGAAAAAAAGAACAUAAUAAAAGCCAGUUUCUAAAAACAAACUUUAAAAAUAUUUUAGGAAAGAUAUCGCACACAAAUAUCAUAAAAAACGGAUGGCUUAAAUAACAUUGUUGAGCAGUAUUGCAAUUUUUUUCCUUUAAGUUGCUUGUAGAUUGCCGAACGUAACUACAAAAAAAUCUAGUUACUGUUUACUAUCAUCAUUCCCAAAUACUCGCGUGUACGCAUUGCCUUUAUUUAAAAGUUAAAUGUUGAUUACGGUAGAGCAGCGUAAAAAAAUUAUUUGCGCCAUAGUUUUCUCACAUUUUUAAAACGACGUGUAGAAUAAUUGAUUCGUCUUGCUUUAAAAAAAAAAGGGUGAAUUUUGCUAUAGGCCAUCUAAAAAUAAUAUCUGCUUGUCCUUGUUUGCUCUGUUUAAAUUUUGAAAUGUCUAAUUAUAGUUUUUAUAGUGAAUUAUUUAAUUUUAAUUUGGAUUAAAAAUUGUAUCUUAUAUAUAGUUUUUGUUUUACUCUGUAUCUCAAGAAGGAGUCCAUAUCGGAACUUUUUUAUUAUUUUUGGAUGACCGAAGAAUAUCUUUUUGAAACACCCUCCACCAUGAGAUUGCCUGGAUCUGAUGCUUAGAAUGAAUAUAAUUUUCAGCAGUUUAAUUAGAGCUCGCCUUGGAGCGUUCUCGGGCAAAUAAAAACUGUUGUACAUCUUUAUUUGGAAUUGUUGCUAGAAAAACCAGUAUUAUUAAAGUGAUCAAAUA
This is a messenger RNA of Cylas formicarius (sweet potato weevil), 7174 nucleotides long. RefSeq names its product axotactin. The record is from RefSeq and is a predicted model, not a curated record. The coding region runs from base 347 to 6163 and encodes 1938 amino acids. The transcript is spliced from 24 exons. Gene Ontology annotation, molecular function: serine-type endopeptidase inhibitor activity. NCBI's taxonomy places the organism in Eukaryota, Metazoa, Arthropoda, Insecta, Coleoptera, Brentidae.